AUGGAAUACCACCCUGGUAAGGCUAAUGUGGUAGCCGGCGCAUUGAGCCGUAGAGCUAUGACUGACCUGAGGGUGAUGUUUGCUCGCCUCAGUCUAUUUGAUGAUGGUAGUCUGUUGGCUGAACUACAAGUUAAACCGACGUGGAUAGAGCAGAUUAAGGGUCUUAAGCAUGAACUUGCCGACUUUGUGGGUAAGUGUCUAACUUACCAGCAAAUGAAGGUUGAACAUCAGUUACCUUCAGGGUUGCUACAGCCAGUUAAAAUUCCACUUGGGAAGUGGGAGAGGGUAACUAUAGACUUCGUUAGUAGGCUGCCCCUAACGCUUACUGAGAAGGAUGCGAUAUGGGUCGUUGUGGAUCGGUUGACCAAGGUACCAGUUUCCAUAAUAUCAGAUAGAGAUCCUCGCUUCACAUCUCAGUUCUGGAAGAAGCUACACGAGGCUUUGGGUACAAGACUGGACUUUAGUAUUGCGUUUCACCCCCAGACAGAUGGUCAAUCGGAAAGGGCGGCAUCUGACAGACAGAAUUCGUAUGCGGAUUUGAAGCACAAGGAGAUUGAGUAUUCUGUGGGGGACUUCGUCUUUCUUAACGUCUCGCCAUGGAAGAACAUACUAAGAUUUGGAUGGAAUGGCAAGUUGAGCCCUAGGUUUCUUAGGACUUAUCGAAUACUGAAAUGUGUAGGACCGGUUGCCUACCAACUUGAGUUACCCCCAGAGUUGGAUCAGAUUCAUGAUGUGUUUCGCGUCUCUAUGCUGAGGCGUUAUCGCUUUGAUCCCACACACGUGAUUUUGACUGAGGAGAUUGAGGUUAGAUCGGACCUGACUUUUGAGGAGGAACCGAUUCAGAUUUUAGAUCGUGAUGUGAAAAUUCUGAGGAAGAAGUCUAUUCCACUGGUUAAGGUGCUUUGGCGCAAUCACAGCUCAGAAGAGGCCACAUGGGAAACCGAAGAGGCGAUGCGACAACAAUACCCUCAUCUGUUUUCAUCAGGUAAAUUUUGA
Gossypium raimondii (Peruvian cotton) is the source of this 996-nucleotide messenger RNA. RefSeq lists its product as uncharacterized. The record is from RefSeq and is a predicted model, not a curated record. NCBI's taxonomy places the organism in Eukaryota, Viridiplantae, Streptophyta, Magnoliopsida, Malvales, Malvaceae. Gene Ontology annotation, molecular function: nucleic acid binding. The coding region runs from base 1 to 996 and encodes 331 amino acids. The transcript is spliced from 4 exons. Gene Ontology annotation, biological process: DNA integration.